AUGGACGUAAUAGGAGCCGGCUACUCGAGAACUGGCACGUUAUCCGUGGUAAUUGCUCUCGAGAAGCUCCUAGGCAAACCACAGGCGGGAGACCAAGAAUUGGCUUUUAAACUUCUGCGCGAGGUCACAAAUGGAUAUUCAGGCUGUACUGAUAUGCCACAUGUCAUGAUGAUUCCAGAGUUGGUUGAACUUUACCCGGACGCAAAAGUGGUCUUGGUCACUCGAAACCCCGGACGCUGGUCUGUCACUGACCUCAUCUUCUCGGCCUUACCUAAUGUGAUGCCAGAAUUGUUGGAGGUAUACAAUUGCGAGGUGAUCAAGUUGGUCCCCAAGGAGAGAUUGGUGGUCAUAGAUAUCAAGGACGGCUGGGAUCCUCUGUGCAAAUUCUUGGGGAAGACAGUGCCGAACGAGCCGUUCCCUCGCGUUAACGAAGCCGAAGCCAUUGCAAAGACGGGCCGUGGGCUUAUAGUCAAGUUUGUGCUCAUCUGGCUCAAUAUCAUUGCCGUACCAGGUAUUUUGCUCUCAUCAGCCCCGAACGUCUGGUCGGUCAAACCUUGUUUCUAGGUAUUGUGGCUUAAUUAAGGGGAAGCCGGAGACCAUUGCUUCUUGAGAUCGACAGUCUUUGAGCGGGCGAUUUCGCUACUAUCACAGACGACAUAACCCAAAAAUCUGAUCGGACAGGUGGUAGAGUUAUGGGAUGAAGACGCGUUAGACUAGCACGCUACGAAAACCUCCGACAUGGUUGGUAAGUGGACCUAUUACCUAUAAA
Truncatella angustata is the source of this 769-nucleotide messenger RNA. RefSeq lists its product as uncharacterized. Bases 1 to 564 code for a protein of 187 amino acids. The record is from RefSeq and is a predicted model, not a curated record. The transcript has 3 exons. Lineage: Eukaryota; Fungi; Ascomycota; Sordariomycetes; Amphisphaeriales; Sporocadaceae.